Molecule: messenger RNA, 2484 nt
Organism: Trichoderma atroviride IMI 206040
Lineage: Eukaryota; Fungi; Ascomycota; Sordariomycetes; Hypocreales; Hypocreaceae
Source: RefSeq, a predicted model, not a curated record
AUGCCUCUCCUCCAGUCUCAGUCAGCUGUGGCAAACCCACGAUGCCGCCGGAUCCUCUUCCUGGACGCCUACGACUCCUUCACCAACAACAUCGUGUCGCUGCUCAAGGAGGCGCUGGGCGACGAGGUGCUGGUGCACGUGCUGCACAUGGACCUCAAGACGCUGCACGCGGAUCCCAGCCCGGACUGGACGCCGGACGAGUUCCUGGCCCGGCUGCCGAGCUUCGACGCCGUCGUCUGCGGGCCCGGCCCGGGAUCGCCGCUGUGCGAGGCGGACGUCGGCGCCUUUCGGUUGCUGUGGGAGCUGCCCCGGGACAAGGCCGUGCCGGUGCUGGGCAUCUGUCUCGGGUUCCAGAGCCUGGUGGCGCAGUUUGGCGGCGGCAUCAGGAAGCUGAGGAGGGGGCUGCACGGCAUGGUGAGGCGCAUCGAGCAUCGCGACGGAGACAUCUUUGCGAAUGUGCCCGAGUUUAGGGCCACGCUGUAUCACAGUCUGUGUGCCGACGUGGGACAGGAUGCCGUUGCGCGGGAGAGGUGGCAGACGGACAUGUGGCUGUCGCCGAGGGGGGCGCCGGAUCUUGUGCCCCUUGCGUGGGCGAUGGAGGAUUACGAGGAUGGCGGUGCUGAGCCGGAGAGGAUCCUGAUGGGGGUGAGACAUGCGAAGCUGCCCUUUUGGGGCGUCCAGUACCAUCCCGAGUCCAUCUGUACGGACCCUGCGGCGCAUGGCGUGCUGAAGAACUGGUUCAGCCAGGCGCUCAAAUGGAACGAAUCCACGGGGAGAGAGAUGCUGCCGGUGGCCUCGCAAAGCAUUGCCGACAGCUUUGCUCCGUCCAUGAUUGUUGAGCGCAGCAUUGCUUCCCACAGCCGGGUCGCCACUCAGAAAUGGUGGAGGGACAUGCAGUCCGGCCUGGCUGCGUCGAGAACAGCACCCGUCUACUCUUGCCGUCGCAUCACCCUCCCCGACGGCGUCGAUGCCGCAGACGUUGCGGAAUUCCUGGGCGUGGGAGGCGCUGACUCCAUCAUGCUGGAUUCAUCGAGCACCAUCAGCGGUGACCCCCUGGCUCGCAGCUCCAUCAUUGCGCUGGAAGUGGAAAAGGCGCUCCGGUUCGAAUAUCAUGUUGGUGAUAGCUGGGUGACGUUGCGCCAGCCCGGGACCAGAGGUCAGGAAGAGGUGUGCCAGAGGAUAGAAAUCGACAGCAGCGACGAGCACGGCGCCUACGACGUCUGGAACGUCAUCUCUGAGUUUUGGCAGCAGCGCAAAGUCGCCGAGGAGGCUGGUCAAGAGCCAGAGCCGGCUUUCAAGGGCGGCUUCAUGGGCUUCGUCACGUACGAAAUGGGACUGAGUUCGCUAAGCCCCGAAUCCAUCUCUAAGAACAGGGGCCAUCGUAGGCCAGAUCUGUGCUUUGCCUGGAUUUCUAAGAGUCUGGUUCUUGAUCACCAGGCCGGCGUGGCUUAUGUUCAAGCUCUUACACCAACUCCCGCCGAAUCAUGGAUCGGCGAUAUGAGAACACCCAACGAGGCGUUGCUGAAGAGCAUUCAAGAGCCCACGGGCAGAUUGCGCUUCAACACUCCCAAGCCGGCCAAGUACGACGACGACGUCCGCCGGUGUCAAGAAGCCAUUGCCGAGGGCCAGUCCUACGAGCUUUGCCUUACGGCGCAAACAACAAUGACUCGCCCCCGUGGAAACGACGUGCCGCAUCACCUACAACAGCCUGCACACGGCACCCCCUGGCAAAUCUACCGCACCCUCCGAGCCCGCCAACCAGCCCCCUUUGGCUCCUUCAUCCGCCUCGCCGGCGCCACCGUCCUCAGCAGCUCCCCUGAGCGCUUCCUCGCCCACGACGCACAAGGCCUCUGCUCCAUGCGGCCCAUGAAAGGAACCGUCCGCAAGUCCGAGGCCGUAUCCACGCUGGCACAGGCCGAGAAGCUGCUCCACAUCCCGAAAGAAGAGGCCGAGAACCUCAUGAUUGUGGAUCUGGUCCGGCACGACCUCUACGGCGUGUGCGGUGCCCGUCGCGUUACGGUGCCGGAUCUCCUCAAGGUGGAAGAGUACUCGAGCGUCUUCCAGAUGAUUACCGUCGUCAACGGCCAGCUGCCCUCUCAUAACAACAGCAUGAAAUCCGCUCCCAACGGCCUUGACGUUCUCGCCGCCGCCCUCCCUCCCGGGAGCAUGACCGGCGCACCCAAAAAGCGCAGCUGCGAGAUCCUCCACACCAUCGAGCCCACCGAGCGAAGUAUCUACUCGGGCGUGGUUGGAUUCCUCGACGCCCGCGGCCAAGGCGACUGGAGCGUCACCAUCAGGACAAUGUUCCGCUGGGACGAUGAACGAGCACCUGUAGAAGAGGCAGGGGAAACUACGCAGCCGAGAGAGGUCUGGCGGAUUGGAGCAGGCGGUGCGGUUACGAUUCUGAGCACGCCCGAAGGCGAGACGGAGGAGAUGUUUACGAAGCUUUGCGGCCCGCUGGGCAUUUUUAAAGAUGUGGCAUAA